AGCAGUGCGCCGUGAGCCUCGGUGCCGCGCGGACCGCCCGUCCGGCACGCCAUGACCAUCUCACAGAUCCAGCGCAGCUCGACGGGCCGCGGCCCGGCCGGCAAGCCGCCGCCGCCCGAGCACCUGACCAAGCCGCCGUCCAGCGGCGCGCCGCGGCCCGUGCCGACCCCCGAGGUACCCCGGCGCCGUGCCCCGACCUCCGGCGGCGGCGCCGGCCUCUGCGGCCUGCAGAGCUGCUUCUGUCAGCGGGCAUCCAAAGAGCGCGCCUCCAGCGGCAAGAGACCCGAGAGCACAGCCUCUGCCGCCUCCGACGCCUCUCCGAGCCGCCCGGCCGACUCGGGCCUGCAGCUCUUCUCCCGCAGCAGCUCCGGCUAUGACUCCCUGCGCUCCCGCAGCGGAGCUGGAUACGACUCAUUCCGCUCCCGCGGCGGAACCGGCUACGACUCUCUUCGCUCGCGCAGUGGCAUCGGCUACGAUUCGCUUCGCUCUCGCAGCGGAGCGGGCAGCCUGCGUCUGACGGCCCGUGAGCGCGAGGAACGUGGUCUGAAGACGCCGAGCGUCGCCUCCUCGCAGAGCCGCUCCCAGAAGGAGCCGUGGCUGCCGCCGUCACCGCGGCCGAGCAGCCGCGACUCCUGGAGCAGCCACGCGCGUCAGGCAGGCCGCGACUCGUGGGGAUCGGACGCCUCCAUCGGCUCGGUGGGCUCUUCGACCCGCACCACCCGCGAGCCCAUCUGGGCCUACAACUGGGACGGCCGCUCUGACGGCCGCGGAGACACGCUCUCCAGCCGCGGAGACACCAUCUCCAGUCGAGGCGACGCCACGCCUCUGAAGGAGACGCGCUGGCGAGACUCGGUGGCCGCCUGGAAGAACAGCGCCUUCUUCUCGUGGCACCGUCCGUCUGCCGAGGUCGGCUGGUCGCCGGCGGCCUCCCCGCGUCGACCGGCCGCCGCUUCCGACGCGUCUCCGGCCACCCAGCGCCGCGCCGCCCGCCAGCACCGACCGGAGCGGCCCCGCCAGCCGAGCCGGCCGUCCAGCGACGCCGGCUGUCUGUCGGGCCGGCGGCGGCACUCGUCUAGUCCUUCCUCGGUGCAGCGGCGCAAUCGACACAAACUGAGUCAUCGUCUGCGGCAGGACAGCUACGGACGCCGUCAGGACAGCUGCGGCAGCCGUCAGGACAGCUGCAGCAGUCAGGUGUCGCAGGACCACGUAGAAGAUGAUGAGGACGGGCACCUCAUCUACCGCAAUGGGGACGUCAUCCAGAGCAGAUAUCGGAUUCUGUCCACGCUCGGUGAGGGCACGUUCGGCAAGGUCGUCAAAGUCAAGGAUCUCGAAAAAGACAGGGUGAUAGCGUUGAAGGUGAUUAAGAACGUGGACAAAUACCGCGAGGCAGCCAAGCUGGAGAUCAACGUACUGGAGAAACUCAACGACAAGGACCCAUACGGCAGGCACCGGUGUGUGCUGAUGUUGGAGUGGUUUGACUACGGCGGACACAUCUGCAUCGCUUUCGAGAUACUCGGACUCAGCGUGUUCGAUUUCAUGAAGGAGAACAGCUACCAGCCGUACCCGCUGACCCAGGUGCGCCACAUCGGCCUGCAGCUGUGCCGAUCCGUGGCGUUCAUGCACGACACGCGGCUGACGCACACCGACCUCAAACCGGAGAACAUUCUGUUCGUCAACUCCGACUACGACGUCACCUACAGCCCGAGAAAGAAACGGGACGUACGCGUGGUGCGGAGCUCGGACAUUCGUCUGAUCGACUUCGGGAGUGCCACCUUCGACCAUGAGCACCACAGCACGGUGGUGUCGACACGGCACUACCGGGCGCCCGAGGUGCUGCUUGAGCUGGGCUGGUCACAGCCGUGCGACGUCUGGAGUAUUGGCUGCAUCCUGUUCGAGCUGUAUCUGGGCCUGACGCUGUUCCAGACGCACGACAACCGCGAACAUCUGGCCAUGAUGGAGCGCAUCCUCGGCCCAAUACCGUACAGAAUGAGCCAGCGCUCCAAGACCAAGUACUUUUAUCGGGGACGGCUCGACUGGGACGAGAAGAGCUCGGCGGCCCGCUACGUCCGAGAGAACUGCAAACCACUCCGGCGGUACAUGCAGAGCUCUGACCCGGAGCACGUGCAGCUGUUUGACCUGAUCCAGAGGAUGCUGGAGUAUGAACCCAGUCAGCGGAUCACGCUGCGUGACGCCAUCCGACACCCGUUCUUCGCCAAGCUGGAGGAGGGCCGACGGGUGAACGGCUACCAGUGAGCCGGCGGCGCCCGUCCAGGUCACUCCGGCGCGCCCGUGCUCCCCUGAACGUCCCGACACUCCGAAACUUCCGCCGGUGACGACGGCUGAUCAUCUGUGCGACGCAGAACGCACUCUUCGAGAGCGCAAAACGAAAGGCUUCCGUGAGCUGGUCAGGAUAUGUGAUAGCUCUGAGUGGCAAUGUCUGAGAGCAAGAGGAGAGGCAAAGUGUUCUAUGACUGUAUCUGCGGUUCUAUUGGGCGUCUUCCAUUCGUGCGGGCUCCCAGUCGGUGGCGGGCGAGAGGUGACGGUCCGUGUCGGACGGAGUGCCCCACGGACGGACGGUCAGCGGCCUUUCUGCGCUCCAGUGGCGCCCCGACAGUGAUAAAUGUAGAUAACUGCGCCGGCGGCUGGGCGGUGGCGGCGGUUAGCGCGGCCAGGGGCCGUGACAGACCUGUCUGCCCAUCCCGGCCCGUCACGCGGUCAAUGAUAGCGCCCAGAGUCGAUCGCCCAGGAGUUGGCCCGUCCGCCCAGCCGCGCCGUUAGUGAUGACCGACUAGUCGUGAACCCUGUGAGCCGGCGAGGCGUGCUCAGGCGGGGCGCGCCUGGCCGGCUAGUCUGUGCCAUUUUAUACUUCGCCACCUGGUUGGCUGAUGUCGCGCCUUCAGUGGUCUUGUUCUGUGCCCGGUUGUGUGUGUAGAUGUGUGCUACUAACCUGUAACCUGCCAGUCAAAAUGGGUGUUUGUGGGAGGAGCGAACCGUCCAAUGCAUAAUACUGCAUCUGAUCUGCUUGAGAGCUUUGUGUGAUUGUGUGUCGCAUGUUUGUUUUUUUAUUUAAAUGGUUGGCUUUGUAGGAGCGCCUGUUUGAGUGCCAAGUGUGCACUGCCAGGCUUUACCAGCCCUAUCGCCGAAGUCUGUGCAAUGGCCGACUCCCCUGUGAUGAUCAAAUGCGUGUUACGUCGAGCUUUGUCGCGUUCACUGCCCGUUAGAAGUGGUAAAACACGGCACAUUUACCGUCAAGCUGGAAAUGUUUGAACGUUGCCUUAUCUGGAAUGGCGUACGGGCUCGGGUGACAUGUUUGUAUUUUCAGAAUUGUGAGCCUGACAUUUAUCUGCUGAGAAACCCAUUUAACCCAUUUGAUCCUACGAUAUAUCGUAUAUCUCGCUCUUGUUAUGCGCCCUGGAGAUUCUACACUUAUCCCCCCCCCCCCCCAACUAUGUUCGCAUCAGUUUUCACCUUCGCACGCCUGUUGGCCUGCCGAGCUCUGGAUCCAGAGUGGCAUCGACAAUUUUGUAACGUUCCCCUCUGUUCGCACGGCACAUCACGCCGUCAUUAUAUCAAAGUCCAUCCGGUGCGCCACACGUAUCUCACGUAGCAGUUCGUGACCGGCCGUGGUGAUUUCAUGUAGAGUCCCCAUCCUUUGUCACUGACGUGACCUCUACAAGUGUCAGCAGCCAGGGCGAGAGCCACGUGAUCGAAAUGAUAGCUGUGUAGGUAGUGGCGUGAACGGCUUUUACUGAGUGAAAUCUUUGAUAGCUGCGUCUGGCGGCGGAAGUGAGAAGUUUUGACACUUAUCUGACCGAGGUUUUACCCCCUACGGAGGGCAUUGUGUGCUUGUUCGACGUAUGUAGCGAUCUGGUGCUGUGCUUCUGUGAGCUGAGGGCCGACUGGGGCCGGCCGGCCGAGCGGUGUGUGCCUCUGGUGGCCGUCAGUCCCCGGCCUGUCCCACCGCACGACAGACAAGGUGCCCCACCGGGCACCGUCCUGUCCUGUCCUAUCUGACGGUAAUCCCGUGAUGGUGCGGCGGGACACCGGUGUUGUGGGUGAGCAACGACGAAAUACAAUGUGAACAGAACGAG
Molecule: messenger RNA, 4091 nt
Organism: Amphibalanus amphitrite
Lineage: Eukaryota; Metazoa; Arthropoda; Thecostraca; Balanomorpha; Balanidae
Product: dual specificity protein kinase CLK2-like
Exons: 12
Coding region: 52-2253 (733 amino acids)
Biological process (GO): protein phosphorylation
Cellular component (GO): nucleus
Molecular function (GO): ATP binding; protein kinase activity
Source: RefSeq, a predicted model, not a curated record